Messenger RNA from Saccostrea cuccullata (small rock oyster), 1478 nucleotides. RefSeq names its product adenosine receptor A3-like. Gene Ontology annotation, biological process: G protein-coupled receptor signaling pathway. NCBI's taxonomy places the organism in Eukaryota, Metazoa, Mollusca, Bivalvia, Ostreida, Ostreidae. Gene Ontology annotation, molecular function: G protein-coupled receptor activity. The record is from RefSeq and is a predicted model, not a curated record. The transcript has 2 exons. Gene Ontology annotation, cellular component: plasma membrane. The coding region runs from base 187 to 1407 and encodes 406 amino acids.
UUAGUCCGGACUAAUCUUACGCCUGGUCGUAGGCCUUUUUGAGAAACGAGCCCCUGGUUUUAUUUUUUCCUCCACAAUGAUUAUAGAAGUAUAGGAGCCCAUAUGAGUAAAACAUGCAGAUGAAAUAACUCAGCCACAAUGACGGGCAGUAUAUAUGGUAGUUCUCAGGAGUAAGAAAAUCUGCAUAUGAAUAAUGGAAGAGUAACGAUGCCGGACUGGCGAAUGGAUUGGUUAUGUGAGGAGGGCCAAAACGCAUUCAAUGGAACUAAUAUCAGAUAUGUGAUAAGAUUAUGUUGGAAUUUAUUAAGAUUGAAUUCUUCAUACAAUUCCAACUAUACAUUUGUCCCCUUGUUUGAAAACCAGGAAUUAGGCGAGGACUUGGCGAGACCCGAGACAAUUGUUACUUUUAUCCUGUGUGUUGUUGCAUUGCUGUUUAAUGUUGUGUCCAUCAUGGCUACGUCACAAAUCUCUUCGACAGCACAUACCAAAGUGAUAAUAAGUCUGGCAGCCUCCGAUAUUCUCGUCCCAGUCAGUGUAUUUAUGCACAUUGUUGACAGUCAUUUCAACGUGCCAUCUCUCGAUCCUAAUUCUCGACUCCUCUCCGCCUGCAUUCAAGUUUGUGUCGUGUCAUUCAACAAUAUGGCAAACUUGAUGUCGCUGUUGAACCUUUUAGCAAUAGCUAUAGAUCACUAUAUAGCUAAUUUGAUGCCUUAUCGAUAUGUGCAUCUUUUAAACCGCCGUCGGACAAGUUUCAUGAUAACCAUUUUAUGGAUAAUAGGAUACCUGUGUGGAUUUUCUUCCUUCUUUGGUGGAUUUCAAAAGUCGGAGGCAUUCGAAAAUUUGAAUUUUUGUGAAAUUACCAACUUUUCUGUUUUCCAUGCAGAAUAUUUUGUGAUAUUCACGGCGGCAGUUUGUUUUGUCGCCAUGUUAUUCAUUUAUACAAGAAUAUUCUGUAUUGUGCGACGUGUAAGCACAAAGGGAACAGCGCUUCAUAAAGACGCAUUGCACAACACCAAGGCACUGAAAACCUCAGCGCUUAUCAUCGGCACUUUCGUUGUCUGCUGGCUUCCGAAUUUAGUCUUCCAAGUGUCUCUUUUGAUUCAGUUACACGCUUUAGACAGUAGUAAUAGGGUGUACGAAACGCUUUUUCGUGUCAACAGAUAUUUAUACAUUCUUGUUGUGGUGAAUUCUGUUUGUGACCCCAUCAUAUAUGCAGCAAGGUUAAGAAUUGUACAAAAAGGGUACUUUCGAUUAUUAUCAAGGUUCUGUGGAUAUAAGAACCCAAAAAUGUACGACGGUGUUAAUUAUCGCCAAUCAAAGACUAGUGAGCUCCUGGCCCGAAAGCAGUCAACACUGGAAUCGAACGCACCCCGAGAAUCUCACCCCGAAAUACAGAGUAUGUUGUAAAUUGUUUUAGAUUAUGGUGAUCAUGAACUCCAUUUUUACAAUAUCAGAAAUAAAGUUGAGGAAGUAUGAAA